Durusdinium trenchii is the source of this 2634-nucleotide messenger RNA. The record is from the annotation of a GenBank genome assembly. NCBI's taxonomy places the organism in Eukaryota, Dinophyceae, Suessiales, Symbiodiniaceae.
AUGGGCCAGGCUUGGGAUUGGCCAUACUUGUGCCCCAUCGCCUUGCUCAACAAACUGUGCAGUUUGCAGCCUAGACUGGGGGAUUUGAUUCGCUCUGGCACUGGCCCAUCCUUGGCAAUCUACAUGGACGAAAUCAAGCCAGGCAACGUGUUGCGGCCAGACCUUUCCCGGACUGUUGCUUGCUUCUACUACACCUUCACCAAUUUGCCUUCAUGGUACAUUGCCAGGAAUGCAGGUUGGUUCUUCUUUGCUGCAUUCCCAGCAAAACUGGUGGACAAAUUGGAUGGUGGGUAUUCAUGUCUCAUGGCCAAGAUGCUGACAGUGCUUUUUGAAACAGAGCCAUUGAAUUUUGAACGAGGCUUCCCAUGCACCUCAUCUACUGGCACCUUUCUGUGCCAAGCUCCUUUCAGGUUGCUUUUGGCGGAUGAGAAGGCCCUCAAAGAGCUUUGGGGUCUACGUGGAGCAGCAGGCACCAAACCAUGUUGCUUGUGCAUGAAUGUCCUUGGCCACAUGACACCGGACCAAAUACACGCAGCUAAUCUCGGAUGGCUUGUCCACUACAGCUGCCCUGACAGGAGCCAAUGGGCCCCACAGAGCUCAGCAACUUUCCAAGACAUGAGGGACCGGCUUCACGCGGUCAGGGGCAACAAGAAGCAAUGUAACGAAUUGGGGCAAGCAUUUGGCUUGCAAUUUUCCAGUUCUCAUGUGCUAUGGCAUCCCACCAUUGGGCCCAAAGUUUGCCCAGUUCAACACACAAUGUACGACUGGAUGCAUGUUUUGGUAGCUGCUGGUGGGGUGGCGCAAUACGAGCUGAAUGAAUUUGCCAAGUUGAUCAAAGCUUCCGGACUCCCUUUGUCGGCCAUCGACACAUUUGGGCAAGUGAUAUUUUUGCCAAAGGCCCGCUCCAAACUCCCCAAGAAGUUUUGGCAGGAUCGUGUCAACACUGAAGAGAACAGCCACUUGAAAUGUUUUGCCGCUGAAGUUUUGGUUGCUGUGAGCAUCCUCAAUUUGUUUGCCAAAGAGGUUUUGGCACCUGAUGGCAUCCUUCCCGAACAUGGUCGGUGCUUGAGUCUUCUAGCUGAUGCGAUAGACAUCUUGUCACAGCUAGAUGAGGCGCUUAACCUCAUCGAUGAAUUGCAAGCAACCGUUGACCAACAUGCUGUUUGCUACAAGAGGCUCUAUCCAGCUUGUUGCAAACCAAAGGGCCACUACUUGAUGCAUCUCCCCAACUUGCUGCUCAAGUUUGAGAAAAACCUUUCUUGUUUUGGCCCAGAGCGGAAACACAGAGCUGUCAAAACAUUGGCAGCUCAAGUUUUCAACGACACCCUUUGUGACCACGUGACUCUUCGAAUGGGCCAUGAUGUCUUGCAAGAUUUCAAAGGCAACCAAAAUUUGGUCGAACCUUUUUUUUUGCAAGGCCCUACUCGCCAAAUCCCAGACGGGGCUCACUUGCUUAGUCUCGGCAUGGGGCAACAUGAUGUGAUGUCAGUGUGCACUGGCAGAACGUUGAUUACACCAAUUGGACAGCUCUCUCUAGGAGAUGUUUUGUUUGCUGCGGAGCUUGGUGCCCUCAUUGUUUGCGCAGCUUUCUUGGAAGUGUUUCUCAUUACAGGUGAGCGAAAGUUCAUCUUGCAGGUCUCAGUCCACCUGUGGAAAGAGGGUUCCUUGUUCCAUCCUGCGAGCCAAGACUUUCUGAUGGAAUGGUGUGACCGCUUGAGGCGAGCGUGCCCCAAACCCCCGGCUGCCAGCGUGGUGGAAAGUCUGGGCGGCGCAGCCCUCUUGACCGAGGAGGAAGUCACAACGAGCCAGUGCUGCACUUGCCACAAGCCCAUUGACAAGGACAAUUCUUUGGUCAUUGUUCGGGCUGGCGUCAAGUCUUCGAAUGAGAUCCGCCGUUGCCGGGCUUGCCACAGCAUGCGCAGCGCCAUUGAAAGGCUGAAGCGCAACCAUGGAAGUCUUGUCAAGGAUUUCACUUCUGCGGAUGGAGACAGAAUCUCCAGCUUCUACCGGGAGAACCCGCACCUCAGGGGAGAGGAUCUCCGCAAGAGAUUGGAGGAAAUUGUUCAGGAUUGGAAGAUCAGCAUCACCCGGUAUGAGUUCAACCAAGAAGCCGAUUUUGUUGAGGAAAGUGACAUCAGGGCAAAAUAUGCUGACAAGCCCGAGAUCGCCGAGAACAUCCUGAAGAACAGCCAAGGUGAUCCUAUACGCCGACCCAAAGUACCAGGCCAAGGGGUUCUGCAUGACACCACGGAUGCCAAAGCUCCAAAGAGACCAAAGAAGGCCGACAAGAAUGGCAAGGAUGGUGAACCUGCCGACGAGCCCAAGCUCAAAGCGGGAGAAAAGAAAAAGGUCGCAAAGAAGGCUGAGCAACUUUCUUCCAAGGUCCUGCAAAUGAAGGACACCUGGGAAAAGUGCUCCUCAUUUGGAGAUAUGAUCCCACCAUACGUCAUCAAGGCGGCGUCGGAUGCCAAAGACAAGUCCCAAGUCGCAAUCCAGAACGCCCAGACUUGCCUUGACUCUGGCAAAGGGGAUUCCAGCCACCACAUUGAGACCCUGGAUGCUACACUCAAUGAGUUGAGUGAUUGUUUGGCCAGGUUGAAAAACCAGUUGGAACAGGCUUCCAAGUUCAAGUGA